Molecule: messenger RNA, 609 nt
Organism: Phytophthora infestans T30-4
Lineage: Eukaryota; Oomycota; Peronosporomycetes; Peronosporales; Peronosporaceae
Exons: 4
Coding region: 1-609 (202 amino acids)
Source: RefSeq, a predicted model, not a curated record
AUGACUUUGAGGCCAUUCUUAAGCCUACCGCGACUCAAUACGGGGAGAAUACUUUUAACCGAGGGGGUGCGUUGCUUUGUAAAUGACGAUCCAAAGAUGCUACUUACCGAAAUGUUCAAUUACAUUGGUGAUGUAUCGGUUAAGAUUCAGCAGUACAAUGUCAAUAAAUAUAUGUCGCUUCUACAAAAAAUCAUCAAUGCACAUGGUCUGACAGGUAUGGAAGUCCCAGGCGCUAAUUCUGAUAAAAAAUAUGCCAGCUUCUUUGACUUUCACCGCAGUCUUGGUUUUGGUAAGCAAAGGUCUGAUUAUGGGAAACUGAAACAGCAGCUUGACCAGGUACCAGUAUUCGGCUUCAAUUCUGGUCGAUAUGAUAUUAACUUGAUUAAGAAAGAUUUGUUUGCCGUAAUUGGUACCGACAACGUCAAAUCUGUCAUCAAGAACCCCAGCUACAUGUGCAUUGCUACAUCGGACAUGAAAAUGCUUGAUAUCACUAACUAUGUACCAGCUGGUACCAGCUACGACAAGUAUCUUACAACAUAUCUCGGGUCUUUUCCUUACGAAGUACAUCACCGCCGUUCAAUGUCUAAAGCAGACUACUAUCCCACCUAA